Molecule: messenger RNA, 2769 nt
Organism: Saccharomycopsis crataegensis
Lineage: Eukaryota; Fungi; Ascomycota; Saccharomycetes; Ascoideales; Saccharomycopsidaceae
Gene: APL6
Product: AP-3 complex subunit beta
Exons: 1
Coding region: 1-2769 (922 amino acids)
Biological process (GO): vesicle-mediated transport; intracellular protein transport
Cellular component (GO): membrane coat
Source: RefSeq, a predicted model, not a curated record
AUGAACGAUCCUUUCACCACAAUCUCCCAUAUGCUCGAGUCCGCAAAGGACUUGACAGUGGAGGCAGCGGCGUCGGCGGCAGCAAAGUUGGCAGACACCCCAAACCACGCCAAACCAAAAGAAAUCAUCAAGCUAUUGAACUCCAGCUUUGAACAUGAGAUCUUGAACGGGUUGAAAGUCGUGAUUUCUUAUAUGUCCACCGGGAAAGACGCGUCGCAAUUCUUCCCCUACGUCAUCAAGAACAUCAAUAAUUCCAACUUGAAGAUCCGCAAGCUAAUAUACAUUUACCUCACAAGGUUUUCAGAAACUAACCCAGACUUGGUGUUAUUGUCGAUCAAUUCAAUUCAGAAAUCAUUGAGUGAUAAAAACCCCCAGAUUCGGGCUUUAGGUUUGAGAAUCAUCUCGUCAAUUAACAACCCCACCAUCUUGUCGAUUUCCAUGUUGGCGAUCAAGAAUUCCGUCAAUGACCUUUCGCCAAUGGUGCGAAGAUCCAGCGCAAUUUGUAUCUCCAAGAUGUUCAAGUUGAUGGCCAAUAAUAUCGACGAAACUCAAAAGACGGUAUUGAUUGAGCAAUACUUGAACAAAUUGAUGAACGACUCAGAGUUACUGGUGGUCAAUUCAGCGAUUAUCGCCUUCAAUAACGUCUGUCCUAACAAUUAUUCAAUGAUUCACCCAUUGUUCAGGCAUUAUUGCUCAGUAUUAAGCGAUUUUGACGAAUGGACCCAGAUUGUAUUGAUUAACAUAUUGACCAACUACUGUCGAAUAUACUUACCGAGACCAAAGAUCAUCAAUUUGGCGGGACCUGGUGAAUUCAUUUAUUUACCAGAUGACGAGUUCCAAAUUAUCAAUUACCCAGUGUACGAGGCAGAAUUUCACCCAGAUUUGCAAUUGUUUUUGGACUCCAUGAAAAAUUUGAUCUAUAGUCCUAAUAAUGCAUUGAUCUUGUCUAUCAUCAAAGCAUUUUAUUUCUUAACCCCAGCAAAAACCUUGAAAGACUAUAAUAUCAACACGAUUUUGAUUAGACAGCUCCAAAACUCUCCAGAAAACUUACAAAUUUUCAAAUUGCAAAUCAUCUUGUACGUGAUAUUGAAAAAGGAUUCGAUAAUGUUCCAAAACCAUUUCAAGACUUUUUAUUUAUUGCCCACCGAUACCAUUCAAAUUGCCAAAUUAAAACUCUGUAUUCUUUCAUUGAUCAUCAACGAAAAUAACAUCAAAAGCAUUGUCAAUGAAUUGAAAUAUUAUGCAUUGUAUAGCCCCGAUGAUAAGAUCGCCAUCGAAGCCACAAAAACUAUUGGGAAGUGCUCACAAAUUAAUAUCCAUUGGAACAAAAAAGUUUUGCAGUGGUUAUUGAAACAGGUGGAAAUGGUCACCAAAGAUGACGAUGUUGAUGGGAAACUUCUUUGUACCGAUAGAAUCAUCAAUGAAUGUCUUACGGUCAUCAGGUAUUUGAUCCAACAAUCUCCAGAAAAUAACGUCAAGCCCAUUAUCAAGCUUGCCAGUAUCAUCAUCAAUGAAAAGUUCAAUUUGAACGCCAGCGCCAAAUCAUCGAUUAUUUGGCUAGUGGGGGAAUUCACCAAUAUCAUCCCUAAAUUCCUUCCCGACUUCAUCAGAGUAUUGGUGAAAUCAUUUAAAAAUGAAGAGGAAAUUGUCAGGAGUAAUAUAUUAUUGAUUGUUUGCAAAUACUAUACUUACGACAUCGCACAAUUUCAAUUAAAGAACCCGGAAACCACAUUACAAUACUAUCCAAGAGACGCCACCAACGUGAUAUAUAACAUUUUCAACCAUGUCAUCAAUUUAUGCAAGUACGACAACUCAUACGACAUUAGAGAUCAGGCACGGAUGUUUCAUCAAUUAUUAUCGUCUGACCGGAUCGAGUUGGCGAAUUUGAUUUUACAAGCUCCCAAACCAAUUCCCUUGAUUUUAAUUUCCAACCAACCGAUCUUGAACAAUCUUGCCUCGCCAAAAUUGAACGAUGAUUUCUACCCAGGGGUUCCAAAGACCGGGGGCAUCAUCGGUAAUGGUCAGAAAAUUAUUGAUAUUGCGGAAAAGAAGAAAAACCAAGCUGAAGAAGCUAGUGCCAAUGUCGAAGUUUCCCCACAACCUUCCAAUAAAAACUCAUUCAGCGAGAAGAAGUUGAAUACCGGGUUGACCGUGCCAAAAUCUGUGGCCACCGAACUUUACAAUAACGGCGAUAAAGGCGGGGAUUUCGAAAAUGUGUUAAUGCCAUGCUUGUCAUCAUUUAUGACGGUCCCUCAAUGGUCUGAUGUUUCAAAAUUGCUUCCGGACUCUAUCAGGGAUACUACUACUACCACUUCUCAACGACAACAAGAGAGCUCUUUGAUGGCAUCGGGUUUUGGAAAUGUCAAAGCUAUUUCUUCUAGUUCAUUCCUUGAAAAUAAGUAUCAAGCAGAAACUUCAAAUCAUGCGAUGUCCUCCGAUACUUUGAAAAGGGGACCACAUCAAAUGCAGAACUUCAACUUGAAGAAUAAUUACAAGCUACAAAGUUUGGAUGAGUUCUUGAGCUCACAAGAUGGGAGAAUGGAAAUGAUCUCGAGAAAUAAGAAGUAUUUGAAAAAAGCAGACCAUCCGAAGAAGAGCUCCAGUAAAAUAGAAGACAAUGACGAAGAUGAGGAAUAUGAGGAAGAUAGCGAGUCUGAGGAUGAGUCUGAGGAAGAUGAAUCUGAAGAGUCUGAAGAAGAGGAAGAUGAUGAUGAGUAUAGUGAUAGUGACAGCGAUUCUGAAGAUGAGAGUGCCCAGAUGCUCAAAUAG